AUACUACCCCAUUAGAGAGACCCCACACGCAACACCACCACAAGAGGAUGAAGAUUGAAAACUAAGCUGUCUUUUCUUCGACCCCAAAAUUUAUUGGUCUGGUCAAUGGACUCACCUGCACAGCUCUUUUCAUUUUCUAGUUGUUUGCUUCUUCACUCUUUUUUCCACUUUCAAGUUCUCGAUUUGCCUUAGUUGAAUAGCAUGGACCACAAUCAUGUUAUGAAUGAUAUUAGGAGGAUGCUGCAGGGUGCAGAGCCACCAUUGACCACCGAAUGUUGCAUUUACAAGGUGCCCUUUGAUAUCCGCAGGCUCAACCAUGAUGCAUACACCCCAAAGGUUGUUUCCAUUGGACCCUUCCACCAUGGCAGCACCAGGCUGCAAAACAUGGAGAGACACAAGCUUAUAUACUGCAACGAGUUCCUCCAGCGAGCCGGCGGCACAACUCUCGAUUUGGACAGUUUUGUCAGCCGCAUUGAGCAGGCCGAACCCGACAUCCGGCGUUGUUACUCCGAUAUUAUUCACUUGUCACCUGAGGAACUUGUCAAAGUAGUGCUUGUUGAUUGUACUUUCAUAUUUGAACUUUUCUGCAGGCAUUUUUAUGGGGAGUGGUCAAAGGAUGAUACCCUCUUAUGGAAACCUUGGUUGACAACCAACAUAAGAUUGGACUUGUUGUUGCUUGAAAAUCAGAUUCCUUUCUCAAUUCUUGAGGACCUUUUCAAUCAUUCUGGUGUUGGUAAGGUCCAUUCAUUUCUUGAUCUUACCUUUGAUUAUUUCGGGUACUACAAUAGCUCUAAUUUGACUCCUCAUAAUGUUAAGAUAGAACACUUCACUGAUCUGCUUAGAGUAUUUUACUUGAAGCCUUUGGAAUCAUUACCUUUCACCAAGGGUAGGACUAAUGAAUCUAUGAUACAGCUUAAGAGUGCUACCGAGUUGGUUGAUGCAGGAGUUAAAUUUGAUGUGAACACUAAGAGCAAUUGUGCAAUGGACUUGAGAUUCUCCGGGAAGAAGGUUCUUGAGAUCCCUAUGUUGAGAGUGGAGGAUUGGACGGAGACAUUGUUUCGCAACAUGAUGGCAUUGGAGCAGUGCCACUACCCGGACGAGGCCUACUUCACCGACUAUAUUGCUGUAUUGGACUUCCUUAUAAACACUAGUAGGGAUGUGGAUGUGCUGGUUGAAAAGGGAAUAUUGGUGAAUUGGUUAGGGGAUGCUGAUUCUGUUGCCAGUUUGUUCAAUGGUCUUUGGAAGAACAUUACUCAUGUGAAUUUCAGUGAGCAUUACUAUAGACUUUGCAGAGACUUGGAUCUUUUCUGCAUAGAUCCUUUGCAUAAAUUGAAAGCUACCUUGUGGCGCGAUUAUGGCAGGACUCCAUGGCAAGCUGCUGCAUCCAUUGCUGGAUUCUUACUCGUAAUCCUCUCUUUGAUUCAAACAGUUUGUUCUAUCUUACAGGUUGUGCUGAAAUAAAACCAGAACAAUUGGAUUCUGGUGACACAAUCACCCAUGUACUUGAACCUUGCUUUUGCAUUGAGUUUAAGCCUUAUAGAGUUCUCUUUUAGCUUUAUUUCAAUCUUACAGAAUUCUCUUUUAGCUUUAUUCAUUUCUUUAUUUGAUAUAUAUAUACACAUCUUAUUUCUC
Molecule: messenger RNA, 1632 nt
Organism: Arachis stenosperma
Lineage: Eukaryota; Viridiplantae; Streptophyta; Magnoliopsida; Fabales; Fabaceae
Product: UPF0481 protein At3g47200-like
Exons: 1
Coding region: 202-1461 (419 amino acids)
Source: RefSeq, a predicted model, not a curated record